CAUUGCACAUGCGCACUGGUGCCAUAAUCAGAUGUCAACUGCAGUACAGAGAUAACGGGCAAACAUUUAGCGAGAGCUCGCGAGCUUAGGGAAGUCACAAUCCGUCACCAGAAGCUCCUCGAGCCUGAAGAGAGUAAUGAGGUAGAGAGUCGGACAACUAAUAACUUUAACAACAUGACUGACACUGCCACAGAGAACAUGGACCAGGAGUUUGAAGACAUAGACUCGGAAGGCCGGUGGCAGAAACUCUACCUUGAAAUUAGGAAUCAGUCCCACGAAUGCUCAUACAAAGUGGCAAAGUAUCCUGAGAAUCGCAACCGAAACAGAUACAGAGAUGUCAGUCCAUUUGAUCACAGCAGAGUGAAGCUGGAGAACACAGAAAAUGACUACAUCAAUGCGAGCCUGGUAGUGAUGGAGGAAGCCGGGAGAAGUUACAUUUUGACACAGGGCCCCCUCAGGAACACGUGCGGCCACUUUUGGCUCAUGAUCUGGGAGCAGAAAACCAAGGCGAUCAUCAUGCUGAACAGAGUCAUCGAAAAAGGCUCGGAAAAGUGUGCCCAGUACUGGCCGAGGGCUGAAGAGAGGGAGAUGGCCUUCAGAGACACGCGGUUCCUGGUCACACUGUUAUCAGAAGACCCAAAAUCAUACUACACCACCAGAGUUCUGGAGCUGCAGAAUUUGAGUACAGGAGAGAAGAGAGAGAUCUAUCACUUUCAUUACACCACAUGGCCUGACUUUGGUGUCCCAGAGUCCCCGGCGUCCUUCCUAAACUUCCUUUUCAAAGUGCGGGAGUCGGGAGCAUUGGGGGAGGAUCAUGGUCCAGCUGUGGUGCACUGCAGCGCUGGAAUUGGUCGCUCAGGAACCUUUUCAUUAGUUGACACAUGCGUGGUUCUGAUGGACAAGAGGAAAGACCGCUCUUUAGUAGACAUCAAAAGCAUCCUGUUGGACAUGAGGAAGUACCGCAUGGGCCUGAUCCAGACCCCGGACCAGCUGCGCUUCUCCUACAUGGCUGUCCUUGAGGGAGCCAAGUGCAUCACAGGAGACUCAUCUGUACAGAACCUGUGGCGGGAGUUGUCCAGGGAAGAUCAGGAGCCCACAUUGCAAUCGCCCCCAUCAACUCAGCCUCAGAGUAGGUGUCCGACAGAGCGAUGCAACGGGAGCCAGCGGGGGAGUCAGUCUGAGGAAGGGGAGGACUACAGACAGGACGGAAAAGUACCUGCACAGUCUCCCUGCACGGAACAGGAGCUGGACGGCAGCACAGCACACAAACGACGCAGAGAAGACAGCAUCUCCAAAUCAGCCUCAGCCAAAACACCCCAGAGUAAGCCCAGGACAAACGACUCAGAGAAGAAGAGAAAAAGGGCGAAAACCAGCGACUACUAACCACCUCCUCCUGUGGCCAGCCAUGCAGCGCCAGCUCUGGCAGCAAAGCAAACUUCGGCAGGGAACUCUAGCUCUCUCCCAACCUCUGUGCCCUUCUUCCUCUUCUCCACCUCGACAGCCAGCUAUCCUCUCUUAAAUGCUUCUUUUUAAAUCCCAGCUAAGUAGCAUUUUUCAGCCACUCCACACCUCCCUUGUUUUCCUCUUAAUAGGAGCAAGUUACUCCUAAAUCCGCCUUAGUCCUCCUCACAGCUUUCCUAAAUCUCCUCAUCCUCUCUUAACUGUUUACAGCCGACACUUCGACAUUCUUUGAAGAGAGCACAUUUUACCAGAUAAACACACCAGCGCUUUAUCCCUCAGCCACAACCUGUGCUGUUUCUGGAGUCACAAAAUCUUAUUGUUAGCUUUAAUUUUAUUACUUGCAGCUUUGACAUUCUGCUAUGCUUCUUUGCAUUUAUGAAAUCAAAAGUGAUAAUAGGGGCUAUGCAUUGCCAAUUUAUAAUGCUGUUCAUAUAUGUAUUUUUAGGUAACCUUUUUUCAGAGGCGGAAAUAAAAAUUUAUUUUUUAUAAGAGAUUACUUGAACAUUUUCACAAAGAUGGGGGAGAGUGGUUCAUUAAAAGCACUGCCUCCUCCCACAUGAGAAAUCCAGUGGCAUGUAAUGUUUUUCAUGAUGUACAUAAUGUUCUUUUUAAAAGAUGUGUAAAAAGACAUAUUUUUGCUUGUAUGAAAAGAAGACAGAUGGAUGACAAUGUUACAUAUUUGAUAACAGUAGAAAAGCUGAUUUGGUGACUUGUUCUCCUUUUGAAAUGAAUUGGUCUUAAGUUUCUCUUCUCUUAGUGUGUAAUCUACAAAUAAAACUGGUACUGUCUAGUUUGCAUAAAAACCUG
This is a messenger RNA of Notolabrus celidotus (New Zealand spotty), 2268 nucleotides long. RefSeq names its product protein tyrosine phosphatase non-receptor type 2b (gene ptpn2b). The record is from RefSeq and is a predicted model, not a curated record. The transcript has 10 exons. Gene Ontology annotation, molecular function: protein tyrosine phosphatase activity. NCBI's taxonomy places the organism in Eukaryota, Metazoa, Chordata, Actinopteri, Labriformes, Labridae. Gene Ontology annotation, biological process: protein dephosphorylation. The coding region runs from base 175 to 1383 and encodes 402 amino acids.